Messenger RNA from Vairimorpha ceranae, 273 nucleotides. RefSeq lists its product as hypothetical. The record is from RefSeq and is a predicted model, not a curated record. NCBI's taxonomy places the organism in Eukaryota, Fungi, Microsporidia, Nosematidae. Bases 1 to 273 code for a protein of 90 amino acids. The transcript has a single exon.
AUGGAUAAUUCAAAUCGUACAGGUUAUGUAGACUUCAAAACCAAUAUAAAUGGCACAGACACUGAUAUCAAAAUAUUAGAAACACUGACUCAUGUAUUUAUAUAUGUAAAUCAAGCAGAAGAGCAGGUGAAUUUAUUUGAUGACGAGUUGAAGAAAAUAUUAAAGAAAAAGGACAUAAAAAGAAAAAAGAGCUUAGAAGUCUUUUGUAACUUAAAAAGUAGAGAUAAUUUAAAUGACAUAAGUGUUUUUCUUCACAAACUUUUUAUUAAAUAA